Adineta steineri is the source of this 1989-nucleotide messenger RNA. Lineage: Eukaryota; Metazoa; Rotifera; Eurotatoria; Adinetida; Adinetidae. The record is from the annotation of a GenBank genome assembly.
AUGAGUUUAUUAUUGAUAUUCGGAUUAUUAUUUUCUAUUUUAUUUUCUAAUAUAAUAUUAUUACCAUUACCAUUUAAUCAAUAUGCAUAUAUGCUUGCAAGAGAACAAAUUAAACAACAUGAUAGAGCUGUACAAGGUCAAAAUAAUUUGACUUCAGAAGAGAAAAUUGUUAAUUUAUAUUUUCAAGUACUACGUGCAAAUGAUUUUAUUAGUACAAAAAAUUAUUUUUAUCCAUCACGUCCAAUUGAAACCGAACUAGAAAAUAUAACAAAUAGUCGAUUUUAUCAAUUUUUAACAUUAUUACCUAAAGGUGGAAAUUUACAUUUACAUGAAUUUCAAGUUCUUGAUCGAAAAAUAUUUCUUGAAUCUAUAAAAAAUUCUCCUGAAUAUGAUCUACUAUAUAUUUGUGAUCAACAUUCAUGUUUAACAAAAAAAUAUUAUUUAAAUUAUUUUAAAAACAAUAUUCCUCCAGGUUGGACAAAAGUUAAAAAUUCCAAUUGGACUAUAUCAGAAAUUGUUAAAAAAACAACGUUAAUCGGAAUGUUAAACGAUUUUGAAAAACCAUUAUAUGCAACAGAUACAGAAGCUCGAUGGAAUUUAGCUAGUCAAUAUGGAACAUUUUCAUUUUAUGCCGAUUUAGUUAAAUAUAAUGUAACAAGAUUUAAUUAUAUGAAAUUAGUUUUAGAUCAUGCACUUAAAGAAAAUGUUCAAUUUUUAGAAUUUCGUCGAGGUUUUUUUGGAAAUUUAUACUAUUUUGAUAACAAUGGUUUACAAAUAUCAAUAAAUGCAACUGAUGAAUUGAAUUCUUUAUUAGAAUUUAAAGAAAAAUAUUUAUCAAAAAAUCCGAACUUCAUUGAUUUUAUAUUUAUUAUUUAUAGUAUAAGAAAAUCAUCGAAAGAUAAAAUAAAAAAUCAAAUAAAUAAUUUAAUUAAUCUUCAAAAAUCAUAUCCAGAUUUAAUUCGUGGAUAUGAUAUGGUUGGGGAAGAAGAUCAAGGCCAUACACUUUUAUUUCAUAGUGAAAAUUUAAUUAAUGCAUUUAAUUAUUCACAAAUAAGUAAUCAAUCAUUUAAUUUACUAUUUCAUGCUGGUGAAACAAAUUGGCCAGAAAAACAUAUUCCAUCUAAUCAUGGUGAUGGUGUAUCAACAUUUGAAAAUAUUUAUGAUGCACUUGUACUUCGAACUCAUCGUAUUGGGCAUGGACUUAGUUUAGCUAAACGUCCUGAUAUGUAUAAAUAUAUUAGUGAACGUAAAAUAGCUAUUGAAGUUUGUCCAGCAAGUAAUCAAAUAUUAGGUUAUGUUGCUGAUCUUCGUAAUCACCCAGGAAUUGUUUAUCAUCGAAGUGGAAUUCCAAUUGUAUUAGCUGGUGAUGAUCCAGGUAGUUUUGGUUACAAUCAAUUAACUGUCGAUUUUUAUUUGGCAACAAUGGCAUGGAGUUUAAAUCUUGCUGAUUUAAAACAAUUUGCUUGGAAUUCUAUUGAAUAUAGUUCACUUCCAUCUAAUAGAAAAAACCAAGGAUUUCAAAAAUGGGAAUAUCAAUGGGAGUUAUUUAUUAAUUCUUCAUAUAAAUUAGCAUGUAAUCAAUCAUUUUCUAAUAUAAUUAUGAAUAUAUCAGAUAUAUUACCUGCAUAUGGCCCAUAUGAUAAAUCAAUUAAUGUAACACUUUUUGGAUCAGGAUUUGAAAUAGCAAUAUGUAAAAAUAUUACUUGUAAAUUUAAUGAAAAAGAAACGAAGGGUAUGAUUGUUGAUUUAAAUGAAAUUAUUUGUCCAACACCUUUAAAUAAUAAUCAUCUUUCUACUGUAUCAAUUUCACUUCUAAUUGAUAAGAAAAUUAUUGAAUCUGGACUUAAAUUUAAAUUUAUUUCAUCAUUAUCAGUUAUUGAUGAUGGAACUUUGAAUACAACGACUUCAUCAAAAAGUAACAAACUUAUAGUAAUUAAUAAAGAAACAAUUAUUAUUUUAUCAAUACUGAUAAUAAUAUGGACAUUUUGA